AUGUCCGGUUCUCCGUCGCCAGAGAAUCGUUUCGAUCCACUUUGCGGAGACAGACGCCGAAAACGCUCUAUUUCUCCGAUUCCAACAACCUCGCGUGGAGCUCUACAGCCGCUUUUAUCUUUCGCAGAACCCCCGGCCGAAGCCCAAGGACCUGAUGUUCUCCAACCAGAUUCGCGACGAUUUUCUACUGGGCAACCAGGGAUAUCCAUCUUAGGACUGCCCUCGAUUGAUGACUCCCAAAUCCGACCUACUCUCCCGGCUGGGGCGUUUCUACCUCCAAGAGCCACCCCACUUCCCCCGAGAUCCACGCGCAGAGCAAAAGCUCACGUUGCAUCAGCAUGUGUGAAUUGUAAGAAAAAGCAUCUUGGCUGUGAGUCGGCGCGCCCAUGCCGAAGAUGUAUUUCAGCUGGUAAAGAGGAAUCUUGUGUAGAUGUGAGACAUAAAAGAAGAGGUCGACCACCAUUGAAGGCCGAAGAAGGGCCUCUACGACCAUACGAGCCAAGCUUCAAUCAUCCGGGAACAUCUCGCCCUCGACCUCAGGGUUCCUCUCCUAUAUCCCAAAUUUAUAGCCAUCGACGGGCUUCCUCUUCAAGGGAAAUUCGACCUAGUACAGAAUUACAACAAUCAACGUCAUCUAGCGAGAUUGGUGGGGAAUAUGGAAGACCAAGGCUUAGUCCCGCCAUAGGAAACACUCACAUGUGGACUUCUCCAUCACGAUCACAGGCUGUGACGCUGUCUCCCCCCCUUCAGGGCCACUUUCCAAGGCAACCUGCGCUUUCCGGUGGUUCUUCUCAGCCAGCACCACCCCAUAGCUCCCCCUUAUUUUCUCCUGGAGCAAGACCGCCAUCUGUAUUUGCCCCUGAAUAUCGCGAUACGCCUACAUCUGUGCAUCCUUUUUAUGGUAAGAGACUGCCAACAAAUCAAUCUCCUAGCCAGUACCAACAACACCAGGCACCUCCCCCUCGAUCUUCAUAUUUCGCAAGACCAGGUUCUCCACAUGGGCCGCUAUCGAGUCCGCCCUUAUCGUUUUCUGGUGCGGUGCGUAACUACCCGUUUUCUGGUCCGAGCCAGCCUCAAAUCACAUUACCACCUCUUAAACCUUCAAACACAAGCCCUGAAUUGGAGUUUUCCCAAAACAUCCAACACCCCCCCAGCGCGGCGGCGCCAACACCACUCCCUCCAUCCCUGCCGUCAUUCCAAUCGGGCCGGGAGCCUCCUAACCGCGUUGAUCGCAUCCAAGAGUUGGAGGACUCCCGCCCUCACCCGACGCAGCCCCCCUUUCAACCUGCAUAUUUUUCCACCGGAUCUGCUGGACGCAGGUUAUUCGAUUCAUAUCGUCCUAUGCCCCUACCACCGCAGCCUCCGCCACAGCAAACUCUGUCACAACGACAAUCCAGGUUUUCAACUUCAGUUUCAAUUUCCAAUAUUCUUCCUCUCGCUCAACUUGAGAAAAGCUUUACAACAAAGGAGAUAGAAGGAGAAUCUGAAUCUCGGCCUGCCAAACGACAGAAGAUGGCUCUAGGGGACAUGGUCAACGACUAG
Molecule: messenger RNA, 1542 nt
Organism: Paracoccidioides brasiliensis Pb18
Exons: 2
Coding region: 1-1542 (513 amino acids)
Biological process (GO): regulation of DNA-templated transcription
Molecular function (GO): DNA-binding transcription factor activity, RNA polymerase II-specific; zinc ion binding
Source: RefSeq, a predicted model, not a curated record